Dissoconium aciculare CBS 342.82 is the source of this 1130-nucleotide messenger RNA. RefSeq lists its product as uncharacterized. NCBI's taxonomy places the organism in Eukaryota, Fungi, Ascomycota, Dothideomycetes, Mycosphaerellales, Dissoconiaceae. The transcript has 2 exons. Bases 323 to 655 code for a protein of 110 amino acids. The record is from RefSeq and is a predicted model, not a curated record.
CGCUGGUUCGCCCGUUGUUGGUUGCUCUUCCCAAUGUCCGCCCGCAUAACCAACCUUGAAUACAACAGGCCUUGAUAAUGAACUUCCGUCCUCUUGUUGAUCUGCCUCGUGAUAAUCACGACUUUAUACAUUUCGCUAUCCAAUUUAUUGAGAAAAGGCUCGCAUACUGAGCUAUCGGUUGACUACGCUGCGCUAGACCUACACCGGUGAUUGCCCAGGUGCAAUAGAAAUCCAAGCCCCGCCACCCUUCAGUCGCCUCGGACAUACCAACAUUUUGAGCGUCGCCACAACUACAAUCGAUACUUCAACACAUACCGCAAACAUGCAGAGCAUUCGCAACGCCAUCAAGAGGAAGCUUUCGCUACACGACAAGAACCCCCCCUUCGACACUGCCCAGGACGAGGAUGAUGUCGACGAUGAGACCCGUGGUCACCUAGAGAAGGAGACCGAACGUGCCGAAACCGAAGGCCACCCCCACGGCAAGCCGGGUAGCUUCCUCAACAAGCUGAUUAUGCACGGCAACAAGAAGACUGAAGAUGAGAUCGCGCGGGAUGCAGAGGCUCGUGAAGCUGCGCGGAGGCGUGCGGCAACGGGCGACGGAGUGUUGGUAGAGACAGGCGCCGGUACCGCCGGAAAAGAGAAUGUACAGCCUUAAAACAACUUGAACGGCGAUGUCGACGAUUCGAGAGGGUGUCCUUGACAAGAAAAAGUAGCUCUGCUAGGAUCGGGUUCCUUGAGCGCACACGCAAAGAAUAUCCGUCUGUUGCGAAGAUCAGGUGGAACUCCGACAUGGCGAAAGGAGCCAGUUGGCAGAGACAACGCGACAAGCCCGAAUGCCCAAAGAUAUUUUGAUCAAUCAGGUCGAAUCAGUGCUCGACCACGGGAGUAAAAAACCGUUUGAGUCAGCCUAGAUGGCAACGUGACAUACAUAAUGAGGCAAUACACAGAACCUUGAAUGAGUGAAUGUGAGCUAAAUCAACGAGAUCUGAUCAACUCUUCGAAUUAUCUAGUCAAGAGGUAGAAUGCAAGGGCUUGGAAAAGAGUCGAAAGGCGGAAUAUCGUACAGAGUUCUAGAUAAAUACAGAACAAAGGGUGAGAUGGUACAUGUUGUGACACUUGAAAUACCCCUG